Messenger RNA from Cucurbita pepo subsp. pepo (vegetable marrow), 1667 nucleotides. The record is from RefSeq and is a predicted model, not a curated record. NCBI's taxonomy places the organism in Eukaryota, Viridiplantae, Streptophyta, Magnoliopsida, Cucurbitales, Cucurbitaceae.
GUAGUUCACUGUCGUUGCUAAUUGUUGUAUCAAAAGUUAGUAAUGCUUCAACUUCUUUCUUCUUCUAGCAAGCAGAAAGUUAUACCACUUUGUAAAGAAGGGUAUGAUACUCCAUCAUAUUAUCAACCUCUCGUACCAUGCAUCAGUAGUACUACCAGCAAGCGGUGGGUUCCAAUCCAGAACAGGUCUUCUGGUUCCCAUUUGAGUUCAGCUGAACUUGAAGUUCAUGGUGUUCUAUCAGAAGACUACUCUGAUGACCUACAAAUUUGGCGAUCCCAUUUGAAAAACUAUUGGUCCUUACUUACGCCCUUAAUUUUCUCUGACCAUCCAAAGAGGCCUGGUGAUGAAGAUCCAUUACCUCCAUUUAACAUGAUACGCAAUGUGAUGGACAUGAAUGCCCACUAUGGCGGUUUAAAUGCUGCGUUUGUGGAGCAGAAGAAAACAGUUUGGGUUAUGAAUGUUGUGCCUGUUGAGUCUCCCAAUACACUUCCGCUCAUACUUGAUCAAGGUUUUGCUGGUGUUCUGCACGAUUGGUGCCAACCUUUCCCCACCUAUCCACGAACAUAUGAUUUGCUCCAUGCAAAUGGGCUCCUCUCACAGCUACUUUCAAGUAGGUGCAGCAUGAUUGAAUUAUUAGUGGAAAUGGAUCGUAUACUGCGGCCUGAGGGAUGGGUUAUCCUGAAUGACAAAGUGGGAGCAAUAGAGAAGGUGCGAAUGCUUGCUACACAGAUUCGUUGGGAGGCAAGGGUGAUUGACUUUCAUAGUGGCAGUGACCAGAGGCUCCUUGUUUGCCAAAAACCAUUCGUGAAAAAGUGAUUGAUUUGUAAUUGUGGGGAAUCUCUCACAACCGCCACGUGUACAGUUGUUUUGCUAUGGUAAUUCCUCUUUGCACACUGAAAUGUUUUCCACAAGAUCAUCUGUAGUUUUUGUUCUAAAUAGUGUUCUUUUAGCAUCCUAGUAAGACUCCAAACCCCAAGACAUAAAUGACUAAAACACAAACACUAAAGGGUUACAAAAAGGAGGCCCACUAAAGGGUUAAGGUAGAUUUCUUUUGAUAUAUAGUUUAGCACUGGAAACCAACUUUAAGCAAAAGAAUAUGGUGCUGUCCCUUCUUCACUGUGUGUUCUUCAGUUUUUUCCUCCCAUGAACUUCAAGUAAUAACAUAUCUAUCUCCAAAUCCAUCUGUGUUCUUCAGCUUCAAGUAAUAACAUAUCUAUAUCUGUAUGAAUCUGAUUCAGCAAUGCUGUUUUUACUGAUUAAAUUCUAAGAUUUACUCCAAAUCUUUCUCAAACGAGAUGAGAAAAGAAACGAUCUGAUUCUCUUGUUGUUGUUGUUAUGACAGGGUAAUAGGGAGUUCAUAUAAUCAUAUUGAUUGAUGGAAGAGCCGCCUUAUGGAUCCAUCCAAUCCGUCCAUGUCCAUGACUAGAAAUUGAGGCUUGUGGAAUGUUUAGAUUUUGAGAUUUUUCGCAGAAGUAGCUGCUCUUCAAUUCAUUUGAUCCAAUCUAUUCUUAGAAAUUCAUUUAUCCCCUCUCCUUCUCUUCUUCCUUUCUACUCCGAAAUAUCUUCAUUAUUUUCAUACUCAGACCAUUUUGUUUUCUAUUGAACCUGAAAUAUAUUCUUGCUUUCCCCCUCUCCUAAGUUGAAUGGAAAUAUCAAAUCUUAUACUA